CGAGGGAUGGCUCCCGCAAAGAAGGGCGGCAAGAAGAAGAAGGGCUGGUCCGCCAUCAACGAGGUGGUGACAAGGGAAUACACCAUCAACAUUCACAAGCGCUUCCAUGGAGUGGGUUUCAAGAAGCGUGCCCCUAGGGCACUCAAAGAAAUCUGGAAGUUUGCCAUGAAGGAGAUGGGAACUCCGGACGUGCGCAUUGACACCAGGCUCAACAAGGCCGUCUGGGCCAAAGGAAUCAGGAAUGUCCCAUACCGGAUCCGUGUGCGGUUGUCCAGAAAAUGUAAUGAAGACGAAGACUCGCCAAACAAGCAAUACUCUUUGGUUACCUAUGUGCCCGUCACCACCUUCAAAAAUCUACAGACAGUCAUUGUGGACCAGAACUAAUUGCUGAUGGUCCAAUAAAGUUAUUGAACUGCCAAAAAAAGAAAAAAAAGAAAACCUGACCUCAGCAACCUGGGAAGUCCUCCUGGGGCUUGGGAACCAGUCUUUCAAUACGUUCAUUACUUUCAUCUUUCUUUCUUUCUCCCGCGUCAUUU
Messenger RNA from Cervus elaphus (red deer), 536 nucleotides. Its product is annotated as 60S ribosomal protein L31-like. Gene Ontology annotation, cellular component: cytosolic large ribosomal subunit; ribosome. The transcript is spliced from 2 exons. The coding region runs from base 7 to 384 and encodes 125 amino acids. The record is from RefSeq and is a predicted model, not a curated record. Gene Ontology annotation, molecular function: structural constituent of ribosome. NCBI's taxonomy places the organism in Eukaryota, Metazoa, Chordata, Mammalia, Artiodactyla, Cervidae. Gene Ontology annotation, biological process: cytoplasmic translation.